This is a messenger RNA of Hevea brasiliensis (rubber tree), 429 nucleotides long. Its product is annotated as anaphase-promoting complex subunit 5-like. Gene Ontology annotation, cellular component: anaphase-promoting complex. The transcript has 6 exons. Lineage: Eukaryota; Viridiplantae; Streptophyta; Magnoliopsida; Malpighiales; Euphorbiaceae. The coding region runs from base 1 to 429 and encodes 142 amino acids. Gene Ontology annotation, biological process: protein K11-linked ubiquitination; anaphase-promoting complex-dependent catabolic process; positive regulation of mitotic metaphase/anaphase transition. The record is from RefSeq and is a predicted model, not a curated record.
AUGAAUGACACAAAUUCUCAUGCUGAAAAAUGCAAAGAGAAAAAGGGACCUCACUCAGUUUCAACCCAACCUAAGCUGAUAUAUACUUGCCUUCAGCUUAAAAUUCUCCCGAGUCAUGGGUUGAAAUCCAAGCCCGUUUUCCAAGAACAAAGAAGGAGGCGCGUUCACUAUCUACAUUACUUAAAUAGCCUUUAUCAUGACGAUUAUUUUGCUGCUGUUGAGAAUCUUCAUUGCUACUUUGAUUACAGUGCAGGGAUAGAGGGAUUUGAUUUUGUUCCACCUUCUGGAUCAAAUAAUUCUGCAAGAUACGAGAUUGCUUUGUUAUGUUUAGGGAUGAUGCACUUCUACUUCGGACAUCCCAAGCAAGCUUUGUUGGUCUUAACUGAAGCAGUGCGCAUUUCUCAAGUGGACUCUGUUAAGAUUCUUUGA